Messenger RNA from Chinchilla lanigera (long-tailed chinchilla), 3626 nucleotides. It is a transcript of the gene Slf1, whose product is annotated as SMC5-SMC6 complex localization factor 1. Bases 196 to 3375 code for a protein of 1059 amino acids. The record is from RefSeq and is a predicted model, not a curated record. Lineage: Eukaryota; Metazoa; Chordata; Mammalia; Rodentia; Chinchillidae. Gene Ontology annotation, molecular function: protein binding. The transcript is spliced from 22 exons. Gene Ontology annotation, biological process: positive regulation of double-strand break repair.
AUUAUUUCCCAGAGCCCGGAUUAGUGAAUCGGCGAGAGUUGCUGCGGCAGUCGUCGCGCCUUUCGCCGCCGCUGCCGCCACCGGAGGGAAGCAGCAGAGGCCCUUCGGCCAGGAAGUUUCAGUUUCAUAUUUAAACAUUACUAAAGAAAGAAACUGCUUUAAAAAGGCUUUCCCGAUUUCUGCUUUUUAUCCAAGAUGGAAGAUAAUGCCCCAAAGCAUGUCAUCCAGAUGACAGGGUUUAAGAUGGAGGAAAAGGAAGCUCUGGGAAAAUUGCUUUUAAAGCUAGAUUGCACUUUUAUUAAGAGUGAGAAAUACAAAAACUGUACACAUCUUAUAGCCGAACGCUUAUGUAAAAGUGAAAAGUUUUUAGCAGCUUGUGCUGCAGGAAAAUGGGUACUAACUAAGGACUACAUAAUUCAUAGUGCCAACAGUGGCAGAUGGCUUGAUGAAACAACUUAUGAAUGGGGAUAUAAAAUUGAAAAAGACUCCCAUUAUUCACCUCAAAUGCAAUCUGCACCUAAAAGAUGGCGUGAGGAGCUGAAACGCUCUGGUGCUCCAGGAGCGUUCCACAGAUGGAAAGUUGUCCUCCUUGUUAGAGCUGAUAAACGAAGUGAUUCUCUUGUAAGAGUGUUAAAGGCUGGAAAGGCAAAUGUUAUUUUACCAAAAAGUUCACCAACUGGAGUAACUCAUGUAAUUGCCAGUAAUGCAAGAAUCAGUGCUGAAAAAGAAAAAGAUACCUUUAAUGCUCCAUUUUACCCGAUUCAGUAUCUAGGGGAUUUUCUUUUAGAGAGAGAAAUUCAGAAUGACGAAGAUUCUCAAAUUAGUUCUAUUGGAAGUAAACCAAGCAAUCAAGAAAAAAACAAUGAUUUCAGAAAAGAUACGGGAGUUUUUGAAAUGAAAAGUGCCUUAAGAGAGACCAUAUGUAGAACCCAGAAAGAAAUGCAAAAUCAUGAUGAAGAUGUUUGUUCUGCUGUGAGUGAACAUCACAAAAGAGAGAAAUUCAGAGAAACUAGAGAAGACUUGAGAUUUAUUAAAAUGAGAAAUACCUUAAGAAGUCAUAUAUACGGAAAUCAGAAGGAUACUAAGAAAAAAUACGAAGAUAUUCAAAGAAGUUAUACUUUAAGGAAAAAACGCAAAAAAGAAACUGAUUGCAAGAAAGACAUCGAACAUGACAAAAUUAAAAGUACCUUAAGAAAACAAGUGUGUUACACAGAUCAGAAAGAAAUGAACAGUUCUGUUUUCACUGAUUAUGCCAAAGAAUCAAAACCCAAGGAUAUCAGGAUGGAUAUGGAUGUCGUUGAAAUAAAAAAUAUCUUAAGGAAGCACAUAUAUAGAGCUCAGGCUGUCAGAUACAACUGCAUUAGAAUAGAGAAACAACCAGUAUACAACGUAGAGGUUAAAAAUGCUGACUUUCCCAGAGGAAUAUUAAAUUUAAUUGAAAGCCUCAUAGAAGGACAGUUUUUUAAAGAAGCAAUGGAAGAGCUUUCCUCGUUGCAAGCGCAUUAUGUCCCUCCCGUGUGCCUUCUUCAUUCUCUUCUGGACAGCGUCCUACAGGAUAAAAUAGAUACAUUUUCUGGGCGAUACUUUGAUAUAUUGUCAGCUCUUCUUCGUCUGCAUCCUCCUUGGAAAUCUCCAACCAUGUCAAGAUACUACUUAGAGUUGUUUCAGUGUCCAACUUGUAUGAAAGGACCCUGGUCUCUGGUUGAAGCACUUAUCAGGUCGUGUCUUUUUAAUGAAAAUUUUUGUCAUGAAAUUUCACAAAACAUUGACUCUAAGGUAUUCCACCUUACAUUGCUCAAAUUUUUCUUCAGUUUGGUUGAAAGUGAAGUCCAACAUUUGAGUCAAAAGUUGUAUGACUGUUCAGAGUCUCAGAGUCUGAAAACAACAGGAAAGGCAAUUCUCCUUGAAAUCUUUUGGUCAGGAAAUGAAACUUCUGGGCUUUUGACCAAACCAGUAAAUAUGCUUUUAGAAUGGACUAUGUAUUCUUACAAGGAAAAAUGCAAAUCCAAUGACGUCUUCAGACAUGAACUAGCUUACUUAUUGACUGGAAUUCUUGGAGCAGCAAUAGAUUAUUGGAUCUUCCUUGGUCUUAAGAUGGGUAGAAAUGUGAUGCGACACCUGUCUGAGGACUUAGGAAGUUAUAUUUCCCUUACAUGUGAUGACUUUUCUUCACAGGAACUAGAGAUUUUCAUUUGCUCCUUUUCCUCCUCCUGGCUUCAAAUGUUUGUUGCAGAAGCAGUCUUUAAAAAGUACUUUUUUGAUAAUUCUUCUGAGCUGCUGUCGCUUCAGAAAAUGGUAAAUGGCUAUUUGCGGGCUUUGGGGAAAGCUAGUGUGCACAGGGCUGGGAAGGCGCAUUUACCAAAGAAAACCGGACAGCGAUCUUGCCUUGAAUCUCAGAGAGCCUUACUGAUGCUGAACGGCGCAAAGCGGAAGCAAGGGGAAGGGCUGCCCAGGUUACCAGAGCUGAGCCUUGCUAAAUGUUCCCCAUCAUUAAAAAAAUUGAAAAAGAAGUCAGAAGGAGAAUCACCAUGGUCCAAGGAGAAUUGCCCCAGUCUUAAAAAGAUGAAUAUUCACAAGACUAAUCUAAAAGGAGAAACAGCCCUGCAUAGGGCUUGCAUAAGCAACAAAGUGGACAAAUUGAUUUUACUUCUGUCUUUGCCAGGAAUAGACAUCAAUGUUAAAGACAAUGCUGGCUGGACGCCUUUGCAUGAAGCCUGUAACUAUGGCAACACAGUGUGUGUCCAGGAAAUUUUGCAGCGUUGUCCAGAGGUAGAUCUGCUCACUCAAGUGGACGGGGUGACUCCUUUGCAUGACGCACUGUCCAACGGACAUGUAGAAAUUGGCAAGCUGCUGCUGCAGCACGGGGGCCCAGUGCUUUUACAGCAGAGAAAUUCUAAGGGGGAAUUGCCCUUGGAUUAUGUGUUGUCCCCACAAAUCAAGGAGGAGCUUUUUGCUAUUGCAAAAAUAGAAGAUACAGUGGAGAACUUUCAUGCACAAGCAGAGAAACAUUUUUACCACCAGCAACUCGAAUUUGGUUCAUUUUUACUCAGUAGGAUGCUGCUAAAUUUUUGUUCAAUUUUUGAUUUGUCUUCAGAGUUCAUCUUAGCUUUCCAAGGGUUAGCUCAUCUGAAUGAGCAGCUUAUGGCUUAUAAAAGUUUUAAAGAAACCACCACGGCUCACACUGACUGGCUACUGGAUCUUUAUGAUAGAAAUAUAAAGACAUUGCAGGAGCUCCCCAAUGUUCUGAAGGAACUGCCUGAGAAUUUGAAAUUAUGUCCCGGAGUACAUACCGAGGCCUUACUGGUGACUUUGGAAAUGAUGUGUCGGUCACAGAAUUUUCAUGAUGGUGCCACAAAGUACAGGUCAAGUUUCUAAACGUGGUCUGGUUUGCUUUGUAAUUUAGUAGAGACUUCAGAGCUUACUGACAAAUAUGAAUACGAUUUAUUUAUUAACUGAUUAUUCAGAUUUGUGAAAUUUCAAAAACCCUUGAAAAAUUUCUGCAGAACUAAAAUAUAAGCUUCUAUUUCCAGGAUGUAGAAUUUGAUUAAGAAGUUUUUGAAAAAAAAGUUUUAUUUGAUUUUAUUAAUCUUUUAUUAAUAAAUUGCUUUUAUUAAGCCUUUUGUUCU